AUGUAUACUCUUUUGUCAGGAGCGUAUCGGCAUUAUUUUCAAAAAGAUGAAUAUUGCAUCUUGAUUUUGGGACUUGACGAUGCGGGAAAAACGACGUUUCUUGAGCAAACGAAGACGAAGUUCAGUAAAGAGUACCGAGGAAUGCCGUUGAAUAAAAUAACCACGACGGUCGGCCUAAAUAUCGGAAAAAUCACAACGCAAGGAGUGAAACUGAUGUUCUGGGAUCUCGGAGGACAGGAAGAGCUCCAAAGUCUUUGGGACAAGUAUUUCAGCGACUGUCACGGGGUCAUUUUCAUCGUUGACUCCGCUGAUCCAGAUCGACUUUUGGAAUCAAAAAGGGCUUUCGACCAUGUUCUUAGCUUUUCUACGCUGGACAGCGCCCCACUUCUGAUUCUCGGAAACAAGCAAGAUAUCUCCGGUUGCCUGCCUAUUCUUGAGAUCAAACACGCCUUCCACGACUGCUCAAACAGAAUCGGCUCGCGAGAUUGCAUGAUUCGCCCCUGCUCAGGUCUGACAGGAGCAGGCGUCACAGAAGGAAUCGAGUGGAUGGCAAAGUGCGUCAAGCUGAAUCCCUUUCGCCCUCCGCGAAGAGAUAAACGAUGA
Messenger RNA from Oikopleura dioica, 603 nucleotides. The record is from the annotation of a GenBank genome assembly. NCBI's taxonomy places the organism in Eukaryota, Metazoa, Chordata, Appendicularia, Copelata, Oikopleuridae.